This is a messenger RNA of Euleptes europaea (tarantolino), 280 nucleotides long. Its product is annotated as cytochrome c oxidase subunit 6C-like. The transcript has a single exon. The record is from RefSeq and is a predicted model, not a curated record. Bases 20 to 247 code for a protein of 75 amino acids. Lineage: Eukaryota; Metazoa; Chordata; Lepidosauria; Squamata; Sphaerodactylidae.
UGAGGGGAAGUCAUCAACCAUGUCAUUUGCUUUACUGACCAAACCACAGAUGAGAGGCCACUUGAAGAAACACAUUGUGACAGCGUCCAUGUUUUCCUUAGGAUGUGCAUCUUUGUACAAGUUUGGUGUGGCUGAACCCAGGAAGCGAGCAUAUGCAGACUUCUAUAAGAACUAUGAUGCCAUGAAGAUGUUUGAGGCCAUGAGAGAAGCAAGUAUAUCUGAAAGUGCACCUCCCAAAGGAUCAUAACCCAGAUUCUCCAGAUCCUCCUCUUUAGCAACC